AUGCCACGCUCACCCUCGCUCUUCCCGCUGCUGCUGCUCCUGCUGCCGCCGCCGCUGGCCCCAGGCCUCGGGCUCCGCGCCACCGGCGGCCGCGCGGCGCGCGACGAGUGCGGCUGCUGCGUGCGCUGCCUGGGCGCCGAGGGCGCGAGCUGCGGGGGGCGGGCGGGCGCGCGCUGUGGCCCCGGCCUGGUGUGCGCCAGCCGCGCCGCGGGGGCGGCGCCCGAGGGUACCGGGCUCUGUGUGUGCGCGCAGCGCGGCGCCGUCUGCGGCUCCGACGGCCGCUCCUACCCCAGCAUCUGCGCGCUGCGCCUGCGCGUCCGGCACGCGCCCCGCCCGCACCCUGGCCACCUGCACAAGGCGCGCGAUGGCCCCUGCGAAUUUGCUCCUCUGGUCGUCACGCCACCCCGCAGUGUUCACAACGUCCCCGGGGCCCAGGUGAACCUGUCCUGUGAGGUGAGGGCUGUGCCCACCCCUGUCGUCACGUGGAGGAAGGUCACACAGUCUCCUGAGGGUACCCAGGUGCUGGAGGACCUGCCUGGGGACCACGUCAAUAUCGCUGUCCAGGUGCAAGGGGGCCCUUCUGACCACGAGGCCACAGCCUGGGUUUUGAUCAAGCCUCUGAGAAAGGAAGAUGAGGGAGUGUACUUGUGCUCUUCAGCCAACGCGGUUGGGGAGGCUCAGGCCCACGGCACGGUGACGGUUCUAGAUCUGAGUAAAUACACAGCCCCCCACCCCCCAGCUCCAGAUGACCGCAUGUGAUGGAGUCAGGGUCUUAGAAACGUUGAUGACAGGAUGUUGGAAGAGUCAAGUCAUGCAUCGUUUUCCUUGUGAAGAGUUGGAGAAACUGUGUUUGUAGAUGACUCCUUUUGUAUGUUUUUACAAAUUAGAUGCAAACUAGAUUCCUAUGCAGAUGUAGUUUUUAGCAGGGCAAGCAUUGGGAAACCAGACUGCAUGUGGCUUUUUUAUACUUUUGAAAGGAACUGCUCUGUGAGAAUUCUUUUUUAACCUAACCUCUCCCAGGGAAGGUCACCUGAUGGUAUGUUUGUAAUUCUAAAGGGCUGGAAAAAGAAGGCCUGAGUCAGC
Molecule: messenger RNA, 1083 nt
Organism: Neomonachus schauinslandi (Hawaiian monk seal)
Lineage: Eukaryota; Metazoa; Chordata; Mammalia; Carnivora; Phocidae
Gene: IGFBPL1
Product: insulin like growth factor binding protein like 1
Exons: 6
Coding region: 1-759 (252 amino acids)
Biological process (GO): regulation of signal transduction; regulation of cell growth
Cellular component (GO): extracellular region
Molecular function (GO): insulin-like growth factor binding
Source: RefSeq, a predicted model, not a curated record